AAGGAUGGUAGAAGAUGCCCAGGCAAUGCUUCCUGCAGAGCAGCCCCAGGGAAGGCUGGUCGAGAGGCCAUAGGUGCCUCUGGGUUCACCUGAAUGUGUUUAACUGAUGAGUUUAUUUUUUUCUUCCUAGGUGUGCCUGAAGCUGAAGUCACUUGGUUCAGGAAUAAAAGCAAACUGGGCUCCCCUCACCACCUGCACGAGGGCUCCUUGCUGCUCACAAACGUGUCGUCCUCAGAUCAGGGCCUGUACUCCUGCAGGGCGGCCAACCUUCACGGGGAGCUGACAGAGAGCACCCGGCUGCUGAUCCUUGAUCCCCCCCACGUCCCCAUGCAGUUGGAAGACAUCAGGGCCUUGCUCUCAGCCACUGGACCGAACCUUCCUUCAGUGCUGACGUCUCCUCUGGGAACACAGCUGGUCCUGGAUCCUGGGAAUUCCGCUCUCCUUGGCUGCCCCAUCAAAGGUCACCCUACCCCCAACAUCACCUGGUUUCAUGGUGGUCAGCCAAUUGCCACUGCCACAGCCACAGGACUGACACAUCACAUCUUGGCAGCUGGACAGAUUCUUCAAGUUGCGAACCUUAGUGGUGGGUCUCAAGGAGACUUCAGCUGCCUUGCACAGAAUGAGGCAGGGAUGCUCGUGCAAAAGGCUUCUUUAGUGAUCCAAGAUUACUGGUGGUCUGUGGACAGACUGGCGACCUGCUCAGCCUCCUGUGGCAACAGGGGUGUCCAGCAGCCCCGCCUGAGGUGUCUGCUGAACAGCACAGAGGUCAACCCAGCUCACUGCGCCGGGAAGGUUCGCCCUGCUGUGCUGCCUAUCGCCUGCAACCGGAGAGACUGCCCUGCCCGGUGGAUGGUGACCUCCUGGUCUGCCUGUACCCGUAGCUGUGGAGGAGGUGUCCAGACCCGCCGGGUGACCUGUCAGAAGCUGAAAGCCUCUGGGAUCUCCACCCCUGUGUCCAAUGACAUGUGCACCCAGCUUGCCAAACGACCCGUGGACACCCAGGCCUGUAACCAACAGCUCUGUGUGGAGUGGGCCUUCUCCAGCUGGGGCCAGUGUAACGGGCCCUGCAUUGGGCCUCGCCUAGCUGUGCAACACAGACAAGUCUUCUGCCAGACCCGGGAUGGCAUCACCUUACCGUCAGAGCAGUGCAGUGCCCUUCCGAGGCCCGUGAGCACCCAGAACUGCUGGUCAGAGGCCUGCAGCGUACAUUGGAGGGUCAGCCUGUGGACCCUGUGCACAGCGACCUGCGGCAACUAUGGCUUCCAGUCCCGGCGUGUGGAGUGUGUGCAUGCCCGCACCAACAAGGCAGUCCCUGAGCACCUGUGCUCCUGGGGGCCCCGGCCCGCCAACUGGCAGCGCUGCAACAUCACCCCAUGUGAAAACAUGGAGUGCAGAGACACCACCAGGUACUGCGAGAAGGUUAAACAGCUGAAACUCUGCCAACUCAGCCAGUUCAAAUCUCGUUGCUGUGGAACGUGCGGCAAAGCGUGAAGAUGGCAUGGGGGAGAAUUCUACCCUGGCCAUGCAAAGGACUCACACGCCCACC
Messenger RNA from Propithecus coquereli (Coquerel's sifaka), 1546 nucleotides. RefSeq names its product ADAMTS-like protein 1. Gene Ontology annotation, molecular function: metalloendopeptidase activity. The record is from RefSeq and is a predicted model, not a curated record. Gene Ontology annotation, cellular component: extracellular matrix. NCBI's taxonomy places the organism in Eukaryota, Metazoa, Chordata, Mammalia, Primates, Indriidae. The transcript has 8 exons. The coding region runs from base 94 to 1491 and encodes 465 amino acids. Gene Ontology annotation, biological process: extracellular matrix organization.